GUAAUAACAUAAACAGAAAAGAAAAUCACAUUUGGCGCGAAACUUCCCGCCAUUAAAAAGUGGGUAACUUACAAAUACAAGGAAAAUUGAGGAGGAAAAGGUGAAAGGAGAUAAAAAUGGGGAAAAAAAGGCAGUACUGGUUACUGAAAACAGAGCCAGGGGAGUGGUCAUGGGAGGACCAAGAAGCUAAUGGUGGCAUUUCUAAGUGGGACGGAGUGAAAAACAAGCAAGCCCAGAAGUAUAUGAAGUCGAUGAACGUCGGAGAUCUCUGUUUCUUCUACCACUCUGGGUCCAAAGCCCGGCGCGUUGUCGGCGCAGUAUCAGUGAUGCGUGAAUGGUACACAGAUGAUGAUGGUGGUGGCGGCGGAGCGGUGGAUGUCAAGGCGGUUGGAGAGAUGAGGAGGGCUGUGGACCUUGCGGAGAUGAAAAAGGAUCAAGGGUUGAAGGGUUUUGGGCUUUUUAAACAGCCUAGAUUGUCUGUUGUGCCUGUGGACAAGGUUUUUUGGGAUAAGAUCUGUGAAAUUGGUGGGGGAUUUGAGGGUGAUGGUGCUGUAGACCGUGAUGACUAAGUUUUAUAUAUCAGGUGUUUGCUUUUUUGCUUAAGAAAAAAGUUUAGCAGUAAUUAGGUUUUGCAAAAGAGUCGGUGGCUCUAAUGGGUAUGUAAAGACUGCAUGUUAUUGGUAUUUAUAUAUUCACUUGCUUAA
Molecule: messenger RNA, 704 nt
Organism: Capsicum annuum
Lineage: Eukaryota; Viridiplantae; Streptophyta; Magnoliopsida; Solanales; Solanaceae
Product: thymocyte nuclear protein 1
Exons: 1
Coding region: 117-569 (150 amino acids)
Cellular component (GO): nucleus
Source: RefSeq, a predicted model, not a curated record